Malassezia vespertilionis is the source of this 2331-nucleotide messenger RNA. RefSeq lists its product as uncharacterized. Lineage: Eukaryota; Fungi; Basidiomycota; Malasseziomycetes; Malasseziales; Malasseziaceae. Gene Ontology annotation, molecular function: DNA binding. The coding region runs from base 1 to 2331 and encodes 776 amino acids. Gene Ontology annotation, biological process: regulation of DNA-templated transcription. The record is from RefSeq and is a predicted model, not a curated record. The transcript has 2 exons.
AUGGGGCCUAUGCUUGCUGCACAGCGCCCCAGUGCUCCAAGCACGCAGCUAGAGGAAAUAUAUCUUCAGCCCGGUCCACGCAACCGCCUUGUUCUCUCGCUGUGCUCGGACAUUCCAUCCCAAGUGAACUGGGCAUUUGCGCGGCUGGCAGCAUACUCGCAGCAGUUGGGCGAUCGGUUUCUGCUGGCAGACUACCCCGGACUGGAUGAAGUGCUCAUGUCCUACGUGCAGCGGCUGUGUGCCGCACUGCGCGGCGAGCCACGCUCCGAGUGGGACGCGAGCAACGACCAGGACGAGCAUGUAGACGGGCGCGUGGUGGACCAAGGAAUAGGUGCGCCGGGCGAGAAUGGAGGCAUGGGUCUCGGCAUGGCGUGUGUCCAUCUUGCCGUGCCAAAGCGGCGGCAAGUUGCAUUGCCGCUGCCUGCGCACUUUAGCCCAAGCAGCGUGCCGAGGGACGCACAAACUCUCCGGCAUGCGCUCGCAGCCGUGCUCGUGUUGCGCAACGUAACUUUGACGAUGCAAAACGCUGCAAGGCUGACCGCAUUCCCGGGCGUGUUGCAAAUCGUUGCGGAAGCGCUCCAGCACAGCAUGACGACGCAAUCGCUGGUGGAUUGGAAUACGUGUGCCGACUUUCGCGUGAAUCUGCUCGAGAUUCUAGAGUCCCUUGCAUCCAGGAUCCAGCUCAGCGAGUGGGUCCAAAGCGCAUACACGGGAGCGGGCGAGCCUGAGGAGCGAGCGGUGCGCACCGAGGACCGUGUUUUUGCCCUGCUCCACACGCUCCUCCAUACGACAAAAGACCGCGCACUGCUCUUGGGAAGUUUGCGGUGCAUGCGUGCAAUUGUAUCGAACCCAGCCAACGAACAUGUGCUUAGCGAAACGACGUGGUCGCACACGCCCCUGCGCCUGCAUAUUAUUCCGCGCUGCCUUGCGCUCCUUCCGCUCACGCAGGACCCAGAGCUGCUGGAAUCUGGGCUUGAUUUGCUGUACCAGAUGAUCGUCACGGGCGAAAAUGCAAUCUUGAUCGGCGCACUGACUGUGGCGCAAGUGUCUGCGGCUGUGGAUGCAAGUAGCUUGUGGCAGGACGACGCGGACACGCGGCCUUUGGUCGACUCUGUCGUCGGCUACCUUGUGCGCAACUUGUCGCUCGGCAAGACGGUUUGGGAGCGCGACUCGGUCAUCACAGCCAACACCUCUGCGCCGUGGAGCGCAGAGGUGCCUAGCGCCGCGCGCCAGCGCCGCCUUCGCGAGCGUGCGCUGCGCGAGAAGCGCGAGCGACUGACGGUAGAGGAGCGCAACCAGUGGAAGACGCUCCGCCCUGAAGAAAAAGAGCAGCUGCAGCAAAUGCAUGAGCCAGAGCGCGGCAUUGCGUGGAUGAAGAUGCUGUUUGAGCAGGACUCGCUAGGCGAAGUCACCCAAAUGGAGUUUUGGAUUACGUACCGCGACCAGUUUACGCCCAUGGCAGCACAUGGCGCAGCGCCGCUACAACCCGCUGCAAACUUGAUCCGAAACGUUUCCCAAACGUUUCCCGGGGCGGCUGCUAUGGUCAUUUCUCCCGGUAUCGGCCAGCAGCCGCGCUUCAUCAUCCGGGGUAUUUCGCUGCGCGAUCGGUCCCAGGCCUCCUUUGCGUGUUCAUGGGAGGACUGCCCAGCGCCGCAAGCGCCUUGUGCAGAGGCAAUCAAGGACCACUUGGAUGUGCACGCCAGUGCGGCUAAAGACGGGCAGUGUCGCUGGCACAACUGCAAUGCAAACACGCAGGAUUCGCCAGACGCAAACUCGCUCCUGCGCCAGCAUGUGCGCACGCAUAUGCCGCAGCCGGUAGACGAUGUACAGCUCGCCGUACCGGGACCGCCAGCGCAAGGAACCAUGGAUCAUCCGGGGACGAUUACAUUUGAAGUCGAGCGCACGCCGUCUGUGCCGAGCGCCGCGCCGCAGGAAGGGCCGCUGCCUUGCGGCGUCGCUUUCCUGUCUGCAUUGGUGCUUCGCUUUGUGACGCGCGCCGCGCGCAAUGUUUUGAAACGCAGCGGCGCAGGAUGUCCGACACACACGUACGGCGGCGCGCAGUCGAGUUCCAAGGCGCCGUUGGAGGGCGGUGACAUGUUUGGAUGCCCCAUUCCCCCGACUAUGCAAGACGCAAAUGGAGGGCUGGACGGCGUGCAAAAGGCGCCGGCGGUCAGUGCAGCACAAAUCGCCGCAGCGCGCGAUCUAAUGAAUGCGCUCGCAAGCCGCGAAGAUGCCAUGGUGAAGGUGGCGCUGCAGAAUGAUAUCCUGUGUCGCAUCAUUAGCGAUACGCUCGUCUUGAUCCGUACACCGAGCGCGGAGCACACUAUGUAG